GCCACCGCUCACCACCUGCUUCCCUCUUCCUCAGUUUGUUUCCUGCCUACUUUAUUUUCCAGCUCCAUCACUCCAAGGGUAGGAAAAACGUGGAGUUGAAAAGUGAGGAGUCCAGCAAUGAGAAGGUUGAACUGACGGUGGGUGUGAAAGACUCCAAACCCCAAAUGUCCAUCAAGCUUUCCUCGUGUUUUUGUGAGGACAGUGAAGCCUGCGUGGCUCAUCACCACAGUGAUGAUUCACUUUAUGUAAAAGUGGAGCCAUCACUGACGGACAUCGAGAGUGGAAAGAACAAAGAGACCGCUGCAGCACAAAUACAGACUCCGAGCACAAAGCCCAAGGCCAGGACGCUGGUAGCAUGCAGACAGCUGAUUGAUGCGAAGGAGGGGGCCUCUCUCAGGGACCAAUCUCCUCUGCCGUUACUAACACUCGAAGGGGCUGUAAGAUUGACGAGCACUGACCCCAUAAGGACCUCUUCUGUUCAUGCAUCCAUUGCUGGAAAAGCUUCGCUAUGCGCUGCUCGACAGGGUGAAGCACCAGGGUUGAACAUGAAGCCGUCUAACAUCACCAGAGAGGAAAAAAAAAGCCAGUAUUACAAAGACCUUUGCCUGCAGAUAGAGGAGAGGAAGCGGCAGAUAGAAAAGGAGCGAAGUAGAAACACUGUUGACGAACGAAAGCACCAUGACACCAUGCAGCACUCCAUCUGGGGGAUGCCAGGAAGUGGUGCCCCAAACUACCACCUGGGCACAGCAAAAAGGACCAAUAGCCUUUACACCGCAGGGAUUUUACCCCAAGAGCAGAUCCGUGGUAAAGGCUUCAGUAGGACCCCUUUCCACCGCCUGUGAAAUUAACACCAUAACAUCCCCGAGCUGAGACAACUGAGAGCUCUAGAGAAGUCAGGAAAACAGUACUCUCUGACUUUUGUCUUCAAGUAAUGUUUUUUUUUUUGUAGUCAUCAAGAUAUUUGGGCUGUUUCAGCAGCAAAUUCUUAUGGUGGCAAAGAAAUACAGGCUGUGAAUAAACUUACACCGAUAGAACAAAAACACAGAGAGUGUGAACAUGUCAAGAACAGCGAGCCUCCUAUUUACAUGUGUUGCUACAAGAACAGGUGCCUGCAACACCAACAUCUUCCACUUUGGUUACUUGGAAUAGAUUCACUAAUUCUUCCCAUAACAGAAGAGACAUCUG
Messenger RNA from Micropterus salmoides (largemouth bass), 1185 nucleotides. RefSeq lists its product as uncharacterized. The record is from RefSeq and is a predicted model, not a curated record. Lineage: Eukaryota; Metazoa; Chordata; Actinopteri; Centrarchiformes; Centrarchidae. The transcript is spliced from 10 exons. The coding region runs from base 165 to 842 and encodes 225 amino acids.